Molecule: messenger RNA, 1352 nt
Organism: Durusdinium trenchii
Lineage: Eukaryota; Dinophyceae; Suessiales; Symbiodiniaceae
Source: the annotation of a GenBank genome assembly
AUGCUGCGGGACUUUGGGGUCAAGGUCACCGGCGUUGACUUUUCGCAAGAGGUGAUCAAUGCCAAUCGACUCCGCCAUCCGGAGAUCCAGUGGGAAUGUGUGGAUGCACUCAAUUUGGCCAGACAUUUCGAGCCAAACUAUUUCGAUGCCAUCGUUGGGAAGACGCUGAUCGAUUGCUUCAUGACGAGGACCGAUGCCGCUGGCUCGAUCCGACAGCUCAUGCAACAGUGCCACACGGUUCUGAAGGAUCAUGGUUGUGUGAUGCUCUUGGACAAGGCGUGCGCCGAGAGCAUCAUCGGCCGGGGGAAGGCGCGGCAGAUCACGGUGGAGAUGCACAAGACCAUGACCUUCAGAAUACUCCACGUCAUCCCAAGAUGGAGACCUCAUACACAAGACAGUGCUCCUUGCCAGAGGCAAUGGGAGCUCGAGAUCGAGCCUAGUUUGCAAAAGCACUUUGUAGUGCGCCCAGCUGCAGCAGGCAGCGGGUCGUUGCAGGUGUGGUCGACGGACAAUGUGGCCAACAUGGCGGGAGUUGAAACCGGAGACAUUGUCCUAGGCUACCGCAAAAGCGGUUGCAAGACGAUGUCUGUGGGCAGCGCCACUGAGACGGCCCGAGCGAUCCGGACGUCCAACAAGAAGCUCACCCUUCUGAUGGAGCGGCCAGCCGCUGGUGCGAGCCGCCGGAAGACCGUCUCGUUGAAGACGAGGCUGAUGUCCCGGCAAUCUACCUCUCAGUCAGAUUCUUGGAGGGAAUCCUGGCAGUUGUGAACAUCAACAUGCUUUGCUCAUGAUGAUUCGCUCAAUUGGGAUGUCACUGGUUUGAAAGUUUCAGUCUUGCCAGUGCAAAGGGAUUCUGGUGUUGGGGCGAUGCUUUUGCUUCCCUUUUGCCUUCCACGAGUGCAAGUUCUGGGCAUGCACAGUCUGCAACAUGGGUGCAGUCUUGCAGUGACCCAUCUUGUUCCCUCGACCAUCACCUCCAGAGAGAGAUGAGGACGUUGGCACCGGGGAAGCGCAUGGCUUGUUUGCACGUGUUUUCUGCCGAAGCAGAGCCAUCCAACACCAACCAGAAGAGGAGCCAGAGGAGAGUUCUGCGUGUCAGGCCCUUCUGGAGCUUUUAAGGAGAAACCACUGCCAUCCAUAGGAGUUCUUGCAAAGGAAUGCACCACUUUCGACAAUAGCACCUAGCUCAUGACCAAGCACUUCUUUUGCAUCGAAUCUAUACAGUCACUUCAAGCAUUUCACGUCAACCAGGUCAACUUGAUCCUGAAGCCAGCUGGAAACUGUGCACUACAAGCCAGCUGGGUUUGUCCAACAGUCAUGUGAUUUUACGUGUGUGCUUUGGUUAGUCUGGC